AUGCGGCCGUUCCUUGUUCUGUCCGCUCUGCUAGCGGUGGCCCACGCCCAAAACACAACCGACCCCCUGACUGUCGAUGUCGGAUAUGGCAAGUACCGGGGCUUCGAAGACGGCGGCGCCCGCAAGUGGUACGGCGUCCGCUUCGCCGCUCCCCCCACGGGCAACAACCGCUUCCGGGACCCGCAGGACCCUGAGCCUUUCGAGGGCGUGCAAGAUGCCACCGAGUUCGGCGCGAUCUGCCCGCCUCAACAAGCAAGUGACUUCAGCCUGAGUGGGCAGUCCGACCGGUUCCACGUGGACGAGGACUGCCUGUUCCUCAGCAUCACUGCUCCAUCGAGCACGACAGAUCCCAAGCCGGUGCAUGUGUUCAUCCAAGGCGGCGGGUUCACUUCCAACUCCAACGCCAACUACAAUGCCAGCGAGGUGGUGACAGACGCCGAGAUCGUCUCUGUGCAAUUCAACUAUCGCGUUGGAAUGACCGGCUUCCUCUUCAGUGAGGAGGCUAUUGCAGACGGCAGCCCCAACGCCGGGAUCAAGGACAUGAUCAAAGUCCUCGAGUGGAUCCAGGAACACAUAUCCAAGUUCGGAGGUGACCCAACCCGGGUGACAAUCGACGGCGUCAGCGCCGGAGCAGGCGCCGUAGCCCUCCUCAUGGCAGCCAACAAGGGCGCACUGGGAGGCACCCUCUUCCACGGCGGGAUCGUCGAGUCCGGCGGGUGGGUGACGAUGCGCAAGCUCGACCAGGGCCAGGACCAGUACGACUGCCUCACAGCCGAGAAAAGCUGCAACGGCACCGGCGUCGACAGCCUGCAGUGCCUGCGCGAGGUGGCGCUGGAGGACCUGUACAGCAGCACGUGCUGGUUCGGCCCCAACGUCGACGGCGAGCUGUUCGGCGACAGGCUGGUCGAGAUGUACGAGGCCGGCGACGUCGCCGACGUGCCGAGCAUCAUGGGCGCCUGCGCCAACGAGGGCACCCUCUACAUCUUCGACAGCUCCGCCAACACGACCGAGGCCUUCGACAGGUACAUGCUCGGCCAGGUCCCCACCCUGACCAACUCCUCGCUUGCCAUCAUCAGGGACCUCUAUGCGGACCAGCCGGCGCCUCACUUCCCCAAGUCCGGGAACCUGUACCGCCAGGGAGCCAACGCCAUUGCUGACCUUGGCACCAACUGCCCAAUCAAAUUCAUCCAAAACGCCCUAGCAGCAAAAGGAACCCCAACCUACAACUACAAGUACGCCAUCCGCGACGCCGAGGACGAGGCCGAGGGGCUGGGCGCCUGGCACGUAGUGAACAACUACGCCUUCUACGGCGCCAACAGCACCGACAUGAACGCGCCGGCGAGCUACAAGGCGGGCGCCCACGCGGCCGCCCUCAAGGUCGCCCGCGACUACUGGACCAGCUUCGUGCGCAACCAGGACCCCAACACCGACAGGGCGGGCGGCUCCCCGGAGUGGGCGGCUUGGUCCGGGCCCGGCGCGGACGCGCGGGAGCGGCUCAUCAUCGCCACGGACACGGCGCGCAUGGAGCACAUGACGGACGCGCAGAGCCUGCGCUGCGACGCCGGGCGCGCCUUCACGAUCGGCCUCGGGGCCGGGUGGCCGAGCGAUGUCAAGGACCCUGCCAACGCCGUGGACCUGGACGCCGGGCUGGCGAGGCGGGCGCUCGAGGCCGAGGACUGCGGUUUUGACGAGGGCUGCCGCGCGCCGGACUGCUCCGUCAUCCCGCCCACGAGCGGGACCUUCCCUGAGCAGGUUGCCAAUGCUGAGUUUGUCUGCUCGGCGAAGUCGGGCCUUGCGGUGGCCAGGUCUAGGCUGUUCAAGCGUGAAUUUAUGUCAUAG
Messenger RNA from Diaporthe batatas, 1839 nucleotides. RefSeq lists its product as uncharacterized. The coding region runs from base 1 to 1839 and encodes 612 amino acids. Lineage: Eukaryota; Fungi; Ascomycota; Sordariomycetes; Diaporthales; Diaporthaceae. The transcript is spliced from 4 exons. The record is from RefSeq and is a predicted model, not a curated record.